Antrostomus carolinensis (chuck-will's-widow) is the source of this 1018-nucleotide messenger RNA. It is a transcript of the gene TBP, whose product is annotated as TATA-box binding protein. Gene Ontology annotation, biological process: DNA-templated transcription initiation. The record is from RefSeq and is a predicted model, not a curated record. The transcript is spliced from 6 exons. The annotation marks the transcript as partial. NCBI's taxonomy places the organism in Eukaryota, Metazoa, Chordata, Aves, Caprimulgiformes, Caprimulgidae. Gene Ontology annotation, molecular function: DNA binding.
GCAGGUUUUGGUUAGUGUUUUAGGCUCAUAGCACACAUCUAUCUGGAGCUGAUGUUUUCCUAACACUUUCAGCUUGGCUUAAAAAGCUGCUUUGCUGGAAUGUUUUAAAAGGUUAGAAACUCUUUAGGAUUUGAAGUUAAAGCAAUUAAAGGAAAUACUUCUGGCCUCACCAAAGAAAUAACUGGAAUCAUGGAUCAGAACAACAGCUUGCCACCCUACGCUCAAGGCUUAGCCUCCCCUCAGGGUGCAAUGACUCCAGGAAUUCCAAUUUUUAGCCCCAUGAUGCCAUAUGGCACAGGACUGACACCACAGCCGGUCCAGAGCACCAACAGUCUGUCCAUCCUGGAGGAGCAGCAGCGGCAGCAGCAACAGCAGCAAGCAGCACAGCAGUCUACAUCACAGCAAGCGACACAGGGAACAUCUAGUCAAGCUCCCCAGCUCUUCCACUCACAGACUCUUACGACGGCCCCUUUGCCGGGAACCACACCGCUGUACCCCUCUCCCAUGACUCCGAUGACUCCAAUAACUCCUGCAACGCCGGCGUCCGAGAGCUCUGGGAUAGUGCCACAGCUACAGAAUAUUGUGUCUACGGUGAAUCUUGGUUGCAAACUUGACCUAAAAACUAUUGCGCUGCGUGCCCGAAAUGCUGAAUAUAAUCCCAAGCGUUUUGCUGCUGUGAUUAUGAGAAUAAGAGAACCACGUACUACUGCACUUAUAUUCAGCUCUGGAAAAAUGGUGUGCACGGGAGCAAAAAGUGAGGAGCAAUCCAGACUGGCAGCAAGGAAGUAUGCAAGAGUUGUUCAGAAACUGGGUUUUCCUGCAAAAUUUCUGGAUUUUAAAAUUCAGAACAUGGUGGGCAGCUGUGAUGUGAAAUUUCCCAUCAGAUUAGAAGGAUUGGUACUCACACACCAGCAGUUCAGCAGCUAUGAGCCAGAAUUGUUUCCUGGCUUAAUCUACAGAAUGAUCAAGCCAAGAAUUGUUCUUCUUAUUUUUGUUUCUGGAAAAGUGGUUUUAACUG